GAGGGGAGGUUUGUUUUUUUGGCGGGAAAGACGAUGGCGGCCGAGGGCGACGAGUCGCGGAUGGAGCUGGAGCAGCGUCUGCGUGCCGCCGUGCACUACACGGUGGAACGCGUGCUGGAGGAGGAGGGGGAAAACGCCGGCCUCAGCUUCAACCGCCAGGUGGUGGCCGCCAUCGCUGAGACCACCUUCCACCAGUGCAGUCUUUUUGCUCUGGACCUGGAGGCCUUUGCUAAGCACGGCAAGCGCACCACGGUCAACUGUGAUGACGUGAAGCUGCUGGCUCGGCGGAGCAAACCACUGAAUCGCUUUGUGGCUGAGGCGAGCUCCACUCUCUCCGAUGAGCGCCAGCAUCGUCGUGCCCAAGCCAAGGGUGAUUCCUCACGGCGCCGGAAAAGUAAAGAGACUGGGGCUGGUGCGGCCGAGUCGGAGGGUGACAGCGCAUAGCCAUGUUACCAGCACACCACACCUGUCGGUGCAUAGCUGUGUAAGCAGUCAGCAGUACACCACAACUGUCGACACACAACUAGCCGUGUCACCGACACACACAGGUGGGUCAGCGCAUAGCUGUGUCACCAGCACACAGCUGUCAGCACAUAGGCGUGUCAACAGCACACCACAGCAGUCAGCACAUAGGCGUGUCAACAGCACACCACAGCUGUUGUCGCAUAGCUGUGUCAGCACAAAGCAGUGUCAGCAGCACACCACAGCUGUCAACACAAAGCUGUGUCUACACAAAGCUCUAACAGCGCACAGAGCUGUCCUUAACACGUCGCUCCCGUCCCCGUAUAGCAACACCACUUUCCUCUACUCACUGUUGUCCUCUGCGAAAUACGUGCACCUGUUUGUCGUUAGUAUCUAGCCAGUGACCUGUCUGUGAUGGUGUUGAGUGACAUGUGAUGUAAAUUGAUUAGCAUUGUCGCAAAGCUGCUUAACGCUUUACAACUAUGGUUGUGGGUGUUUACGGAUAUUGGCUCUGUCUGUCGGAACAUUCAUCUGUCUGGUGAUAAUUGAGAGUGAAGUUGUGUUGUGUGAACUUGCCCUGAUAGAAAACUAGCCAAAUUGAUGAAGGGGUUGCCAAAUCCUGCAGACAAAAACCAGUGCUGAAAGGCACUGGUUACAUCCCAGUCCUGCCGACCGGGGUCCACAUGCCCCCUCUCCCGGCAGAGCUGCUCUCCGAGCCUCGUCACAUCACACCGCCAUCUACGUAUAUACCGGUUCCUGCGUGCCUCGUGUGAAUGCUACCGUUAUUAUCGCUGAUUUAAUACUUGUGAGAAUCAACACGUGUUGGAAAGCCUUGCAUGGCCCACGCGUAUGUAUAAUUUUUCUUUGUCCAUUGUAAAAUGCAUGUAGUUUACAAAUAAACGCCUGUACACAGCUCUUGUGGGUGGCUUGCCCGUGGUGGUGAAGCUGCCAAUGGUGGUUGUGGGAGUGGUGGUUGUGA
Messenger RNA from Petromyzon marinus (sea lamprey), 1441 nucleotides. RefSeq names its product centromere protein S (gene CENPS). Gene Ontology annotation, molecular function: chromatin binding; protein heterodimerization activity. Gene Ontology annotation, cellular component: FANCM-MHF complex. Gene Ontology annotation, biological process: replication fork processing; resolution of meiotic recombination intermediates. The record is from RefSeq and is a predicted model, not a curated record. Lineage: Eukaryota; Metazoa; Chordata; Hyperoartia; Petromyzontiformes; Petromyzontidae.